CCGCCAAAAUAUUUCCAGCAGCUUCUAUUUUCCCUCCUUACAAACCUGACCUCACUUCUCUUCCCUUUUCACAUCAAACAAACACAUUCAAACUCUACCAUCUCACUCAAACCCAUCCUUCAAUCCUCUACAAUGGAUGAUUUCGAUGUCAUGGACAUGGACAUGGACAUGGACAUGGAAAUGGACGUUCCUCUCCCCGAAGAACUCGAAUUACUCGAAUCAACCUAUCGCACUUACGAACAACAACCCGAUGAUGAUGACCACUACUUUUACAAUCCUCCCGAAGACGAACCCGAACCCGAACCAGAACAACAAUCAUCGCCAACAGAUCUCGUUAACAGCCACAAGCGUUCUCGUUCGAAUUCAGAUUCGGAUUUGGAUUUGGAUUCUUCUGAUGUUGAAAAGAGUGAGAAAGUUAGGGUUAGGGUUGCGGAAGAUGCUCCUGCAGAAGAAGAGGAUUGGCUUCGGCCACCUCCGACUUCGGAUACAGUCGAAGAAGUGAGAUUCUCCAAGGAUAAGACGUUAUCGCGAUUUGCGUCGGAGAUUGAUGGUGAAGUUAUGACGGUUACUGCGCCGAAUGGUGAUAGGGUUUAUACGAAGCUGGAUAGGUAUUACGGUGAAGAUCGAGUUAGGAAGCUGAAUUGUAGAGGAGAUUCUUCUGAUCUUGCUGUAGAACCUAUUAGUGUUUUGUUAGAAAGGUUAGAUCAAGAGAAUUUCGCUAAGACCUUGGAAGCUAGUUCUGAAAGCCAAAGUGUUGUAGAUGUUCCUGAAACACUAACGGUCCAUGAAAAACUUUGGGUCGAUAAAUAUGCUCCCAAGUCUUUUACUGAUCUUCUUAGCGAUGAACAGACAAAUCGCGAGGUACUCUUGUGGUUAAAACAAUGGGAUUCUACCGUGUUUGGAUCUGAAAUUCGAAGUACAUCAGACGACGUUUUGUCUGCUUUGAAACGGCAUUCUUCUAUAUCCCAUAAACCGAAACCUCUAGCUUCGAAUUUUCCAAGAACAAAAGGAGGGCACAAUUGGAGUAGUAAUAGUUCUUCAAAUUUUUCAAGAACAAGAGGAGGGCACACCUGGAGUAGUAAUAGUAGCAGGUAUACAAAUUUUAAGAGUACAGAUGAGAGUGGUAGUUCAAAUAGUUUUCAGGAUACACGCAAUGCGAAGUCACGGAAUACCGGUGCACCAGAACAGAAGAUCCUUCUGCUAUGUGGACCACCAGGUCUGGGAAAAACAACACUUGCACAUGUAGCUGCUAGGCAUUGUGGAUAUCAUGUGGUUGAGGUUAAUGCCAGUGAUGAUCGUUCUACAUCAACAAUUGAAGCAAAAAUCCUCGAUGUGGUUCAGAUGAACUCUGUCUUGUCUGAUUCAAAGCCAAAGUGUCUGGUGGUGGAUGAAAUUGAUGGAGCCCUUGGUGAUGGAAAGGGUGCUGUGGAGGUUCUUUUAAAGAUGAUUUCUGCUGAAAAGAAGCCUGAUGCAGGGAAGCAAAGUUUGGAUAAAGGACAAAUGGAAAGGAAAUCAUCAAAGAAGGGGCGAAAAACGGCAUCCCUGUCAAGACCUGUGAUUUGCAUAUGUAAUGACCUAUAUGCACCUGCCUUAAGAUCAUUACGCCAAGUGGCCAAGGUUCAUAUAUUUGUUCAACCAACAGUUAGUCGGGUGGUAAGCAGACUAAAAUAUAUAUGUAACAAGGAGGGGGUGAAAGCCAAUGCCAUUGCACUCAGUGCUUUAGUGGAUUAUACAGCAUGUGAUAUACGCUCAUGCUUGAACACUCUCCAAUUUCUCUCUAAGAAGAAAGAAGCCCUCAAUGCGUUUGAUAUUGGUUCGCAAGUUGUUGGUCAGAAGGACAUGUCAAAAAAUGUUCUCGACAUCUGGAAAGAGUUGUUCCAAAGAAAAAGAACGAAAAAGAUGGAAAGAAAAUCUCUUAAUAGCAAGUUCUCUGAAUUUGACACCUUGUACUCCCUUAUAUCAUACCGUGGUGAUAGUGACCUGAUUCUGGAUGGAAUUCAUGAAAAUAUUCUGCAGCUCAAUUAUCAUGAUCCAGUUAUGCAGAAAACUGUCAAGUGUCUCAACAGUCUUGAAGUUUAUGAUCUGUUGCAUCAAUAUAUAAUGCGUACACAACAAAUGGCUCUCCUUGUUCAUUUGCCUCCCAUAGCAAUUAUUGUACAUCAUACAGUAGCCCAAGUUCAGAAGCCAAACAUUGAGUGGCCAAAGUCAUAUCACAGAUAUCGAACAACAAUGAUGGAAAAGAUGGACAUUUUGAAUACUUGGCACCACAAAAUAUCGCCACAUAUUGCAAGGCACUUAUCACCUACUUCCUUUGUUGAAGACUUAAUUUCUCCAUUGUUGGACAUUUUAUCCCCACCAUCCAUAAGACCGGUGGCAUUACAACUACUGUCGGAUAAGGAGAAGAAUGAUAUUGCUCAAUUAGUUAGCACAAUGGUCUCAUAUGCUAUCACAUAUAAGAAAAUGAAAUCAGAUGCACUGCCUAAUACCCUGAAGUAUGAAGUAGCAGAUGAAUUGUCUUUGUCUCUUGUUCCUUCUAUCGGUAGCUUUAUAAACUUUAAGGAUUAUACAUCAAACCAUUACGCGCUUUCUUUACCUAUGAAGCAGGUUUUGGUGCAUGAAGUUGAAAAGCAAAAGAUUUUACAAGCUAAUAUUAAAACUGCGACUUUAACAAAUGGAGGGCAUGACGCAAUUGAGGCUGGAAACAAAAACAACAUCCCAUUUGCUAAUACCAAGAAUCAUGCAGCUGCACUUGAUAUGAAAACCAUUGAAAGUCAACCUAAUGUUUUAGCAAGGAAAUCAAAUGAACAUCCGAAGACAGUUUCACCAAACUUGAAUCCCACUAAAAUUCCAAAUGCAACAAACAAGACAAAACUGCUAGACAUGGCAAAUAAGAAAAAACCAUCUAGGAGUUCCUUAAAUUUCUUCGACAGGUUUAAGAAGUCAAGUGUUAAGGGUCUCCAAAAUGAUGACAGAUCUCUACAGAAAGAAACUACAUCAGAGAAAGAUCGAAGCCCUUUACUUUUUAAAUUUAAUGAGGGUUUUACAAAUGCAGUCAAACGGCCUGUUCGAAUGCGCGAAUUUUUGUCCUAGUAAUUCUUUCAUAUUCAUCAUGGAUUGCAUUAGUGUUAUCCAUUAUACACAAAAAAGUAUACUAGUAUAGUUAUCAGUUUGGUAGCAUGUGUCAGAAUCAAAGUUUUCAAUUAUGACAUGCUCUGACAGAGUACAAUCACCUAUAUUAUUAGUCUUUAGUCAUGGUGUUUUCCUUGUAUAUUCAAUUAUGCUAUCGAAAAGAAAGCCAGUAUAGUGGCAGACAUGUCAACCAAGAGUGUAUGAUUGACUACGUCGCACGUCUAAGAACUAAUCACUUCUUUAAACA
Medicago truncatula (barrel medic) is the source of this 3376-nucleotide messenger RNA. RefSeq names its product chromosome transmission fidelity protein 18 homolog. NCBI's taxonomy places the organism in Eukaryota, Viridiplantae, Streptophyta, Magnoliopsida, Fabales, Fabaceae. The coding region runs from base 133 to 3090 and encodes 985 amino acids. The record is from RefSeq and is a predicted model, not a curated record. The transcript is spliced from 23 exons. Gene Ontology annotation, molecular function: ATP hydrolysis activity; ATP binding.